This is a messenger RNA of Peromyscus leucopus (white-footed mouse), 4770 nucleotides long. It is a transcript of the gene Hk2, whose product is annotated as hexokinase 2. The transcript has 18 exons. Gene Ontology annotation, biological process: intracellular glucose homeostasis; glucose 6-phosphate metabolic process; glycolytic process. The coding region runs from base 463 to 3216 and encodes 917 amino acids. The record is from RefSeq and is a predicted model, not a curated record. Gene Ontology annotation, cellular component: cytosol; mitochondrion. Gene Ontology annotation, molecular function: fructokinase activity; glucokinase activity; mannokinase activity. NCBI's taxonomy places the organism in Eukaryota, Metazoa, Chordata, Mammalia, Rodentia, Cricetidae.
AUAAGCCACAUUGUUGCACCAAACUCCAGAGCAGGAGUCCCAGGACCGCACAGGCUACGCGGCGUUACCCAGCUUGGGAGAUCCAAGGGCGGGAGCAUCACGCCAGUGACCCUGAGAAGCGCGAUCGUCGGAGUGGAGCAGCACUGUCAUUCUUACCAAGUUGAGCCUUAGUGACCCUGCGGCUGAAGUUAGUGACUGGACUCUGGGCAACUAUACCCAUCUCCAGGUGUGAGACUUAGGCACUUUCUAGUAGUUGUGACUUAAAAAAGGAUAUCUGUUUCUGGAGACUCGAGGCCCCCAGCUGGUGAGCCAUCGUGGUUAACCUUCUUUGUGUGACUCCUAGAGUCCUCGAUCCCAGCUGGACACCCGGGCCUGGGUACAAAGCGGUCGUACAGCAUUGCGCUCCUUGGCUAGCGCUCGAGCCUCGGUUUCUCUACCCGGGUCCCGUCUCGUCGCAGCAGGAUGAUCGCCUCGCAUAUGAUCGCCUGCUUAUUCACCGAGCUCAACCAAAACCAAGUGCAGAAGGUUGACCAAUAUCUGUACCACAUGCGUCUCUCAGAUGAGACCCUUCUGGAGAUUUCUAGGCGGUUCCGGAAGGAGAUGGAGAAAGGACUAGGAGCCACCACGCACCCGACUGCGGCUGUGAAAAUGCUGCCCACCUUCGUGAGGUCGACUCCGGAUGGGACAGAACAUGGAGAGUUCCUGGCUUUGGACCUCGGAGGAACCAACUUCCGUGUGCUUCGAGUACGGGUGACAGACAAUGGCCUCCAGAAGGUGGAGAUGGAGAACCAGAUCUAUGCCAUCCCCGAGGACAUCAUGAGGGGCAGUGGAACCCAGCUGUUUGACCACAUUGCCGAGUGCCUGGCCAACUUCAUGGACAAGCUGCAAAUCAAAGCGAAGAAGCUCCCACUGGGCUUCACCUUCUCGUUCCCCUGCCACCAGACGAAACUAGAUGAGAGUUUCUUGGUCUCAUGGACCAAGGGGUUCAAGUCCAGUGGUGUGGAAGGCAGAGAUGUGGUGGAUCUGAUCCGGAAGGCUAUCCGUCGCAGAGGGGACUUUGACAUUGACAUUGUGGCCGUGGUGAAUGACACAGUUGGGACCAUGAUGACCUGUGGUUAUGAUGAUCAGAACUGUGAGAUUGGUCUGAUUGUGGGUACUGGCAGUAAUGCCUGCUAUAUGGAGGAGAUGCGUCACAUUGACAUGGUAGAGGGUGACGAGGGACGGAUGUGCAUCAACAUGGAGUGGGGAGCCUUUGGGGACGAUGGUACCCUCAAUGACAUCCGCACGGAGUUUGACCGAGAAAUCGACAUGGGCUCACUGAACCCUGGGAAACAGCUGUUUGAGAAGAUGAUCAGCGGGAUGUACAUGGGGGAGCUGGUCAGGCUCAUCCUGGUGAAGAUGGCUAAGGAAGAGCUGUUAUUUCAGGGGAAGCUCAGCCCAGAACUCCUUACCACUGGCUCCUUUGAAACCAAAGAUGUAUCAGAUAUCGAAGAGGAGAAGGAUGGAAUACAGAAGGCCUACCAGGUCCUGGUGCGUCUGGGUCUGAGUCCGUUGCAGGAGGACUGUGUGGCCACACACCGAAUCUGCCAGAUUGUGUCCACGCGCUCGGCCAGCCUGUGCGCAGCCACCCUGGCCGCCGUGCUGUGGCGAAUCAAGGAGAACAAGGGCGAGGAGCGUCUUCGCUCCACCAUCGGUGUUGAUGGCUCUGUCUACAAGAAACAUCCCCAUUUUGCCAAGCGUCUCCACAAGGCCGUGAGGAGGCUGGUGCCCGACUGUGACGUUCGCUUCCUCCGGUCUGAGGAUGGCAGCGGCAAAGGGGCUGCUAUGGUGACAGCCGUGGCUUACCGGCUGGCUGACCAGCACCGGGCCCGCCAGAAGACCCUGGAGUCCCUGAAGCUGAGCCACGAGCAGCUGCUGGAGGUCAAACGGAGGAUGAAGGUGGAGAUGGAGCAAGGGCUGAGCAAGGAGACACAUGCUGACGCCCCUGUGAAGAUGCUGCCCACUUACGUGUGUGCCACCCCCGAUGGCACAGAGAAAGGAGACUUUCUGGCUUUGGAUCUUGGAGGAACAAAUUUCCGGGUCCUGCUGGUGCGCGUGCGCAACGGGAAGCGGAAGGGUGUGGAGAUGCAUAAUAAGAUCUACUCCAUCCCGCAGGACGUCAUGCACGGCACUGGAGAAGAGCUCUUUGAUCACAUCGUCCAGUGCAUCGCGGACUUCCUAGAGUACAUGGGCAUGAAGGGCGUGUCUCUGCCGCUGGGUUUCACCUUCUCCUUCCCCUGCCGGCAGAACAGCCUGGACCAGAGCAUCCUCCUCAAGUGGACAAAGGGCUUCAAGGCAUCUGGCUGUGAGGGCGAGGAUGUGGUCACCUUGCUGAAAGAGGCCAUUCACCGGCGAGAGGAGUUUGACCUGGAUGUAGUCGCUGUGGUGAAUGACACAGUUGGGACUAUGAUGACUUGUGGCUAUGAAGACCCUCACUGUGAAGUCGGCCUCAUCGUUGGUACUGGGAGCAAUGCCUGCUACAUGGAAGAGAUGCGGAAUGUGGAGCUGGUGGAUGGAGAGGAGGGGCGGAUGUGUGUCAACAUGGAGUGGGGGGCCUUCGGGGACAACGGCUGCCUGGAUGACUUCCGCACAGAGUUUGAUGUCGCUGUGGAUGAGCUCUCUCUCAACCCUGGCAAACAGAGAUUUGAGAAGAUGAUCAGCGGCAUGUACUUGGGCGAGAUUGUGCGCAACAUCCUCAUCGAUUUCACUAAGAGAGGGCUGCUCUUCCGUGGCCGCAUCUCUGAGCGCCUCAAGACAAGGGGGAUCUUUGAGACAAAGUUCCUGUCUCAGAUCGAGAGUGACUGCCUGGCCCUGCUGCAGGUCCGGGCCAUCCUGCGCCACCUGGGGCUGGAGAGCACCUGUGACGACAGCAUCAUCGUGAAGGAGGUGUGCACCGUGGUCGCCCGGCGUGCGGCCCAGCUCUGUGGUGCAGGCAUGGCUGCCGUGGUGGACAAGAUAAGAGAAAACCGAGGACUGGAGAACCUCAAAGUGACUGUGGGUGUGGACGGGACUCUCUACAAGCUCCAUCCUCACUUUGCCAAAGUCAUGCACGAGACAGUGAAAGAUCUGGCUCCCAAAUGUGACGUGUCCUUCCUGGAAUCUGAGGACGGCAGUGGGAAGGGCGCGGCUCUGAUCACUGCAGUGGCCUGCCGCAUCCGUGAGGCCGGGCAGAGGUAGAGCCGGAGACCAGACAAGGACUUCUGCUUCACGGCCACUUCCCCGCUUUAGUUUAAAUGACGAGGAUGAACCCUUGGCAUUUCCUCAGCAGAGGACCCUGUGAGACUGAGAUUUUUGUCUCUUUAUGUUCACCGUAGAGUUUGACGCCCAAUCCUUGACCUUCCCGAGAAUCAGAAUUACGGAACUGUUCAUCCCUCCUCCAUUUUACUUCCUGUACAAUCCUAUGGGAUGGAGAGAGUCCUGGUUGCCUCGUUUUGGGUCUGAAUGUGACAUUUGUAGGUGGAGAACAUCUCCCUGAGAGGAUGUUUGCCUCUGACAUUGGGGAGGAGGAGAAGGAGGAGGAGGACAGGGACAUCACCCGGGUGGCCGGAAGUCUGCCCCUUCUUCAACUCAACCAUAAACAUCUCCCUGCCAGUUCUAACACUUGCUGUCCUGGAAUAGAGAAGCCAAACCAAAGCCAAGAGUUGACACCUCCUUCAGGUGUUUGUGGCUUUACCUCACAUGGCAUCAUCCAUGAACAACAGACCUUGGCCGGGGGUCGGGUGGGGUGGUGGCUUUUGGUAGCUUUUUAAUGUUUUUUCCUCCCGCUGCAGAAGUGGAAACACUUUUUUUGUUUGUUUGUUUUGUUUUUUAAUUUAUGUUUUGAAAUUUAUUUAGUUUGUGAAGCAGCUCCUCUCCUUCAUUGUGUAAUGGUUAAUUGUAAUUAAUGUAUUUAUAUGUCCCCUUGUUUUGUACAUAGCUGGCCAGGCUCUCGUGACUCGGCCUCAUUAGUAGAUUGCUAUAGUUCAGGAUGUGAGGUGGAGACACUGACUGGCUCCUAGAAACACCUCAUUCACCUACAGGAAGAGGAGAGGUGUGUUGGGUGAACGGCAGAGCACCAGCCUCCAGGCUUCUCCUUCCUCCGCGGUCUGAGGAGUGGGGGCAGGGGGGACAGGGAUGGAGACAGGCCGGCCCCCUGGAUGGAGGAAACCACAGCAGCUGGCCGCUCUGUCCGCUUUCCUGAGUGAUGUCGCCUUGGAUGCUAGCCAAAGGAUACUGAAGGACUUGUUCAAAUGCUCACUGCUUAGAAAACUGUUUGCAGGUCAGUCAGUGUUAUAGAACGGUUCGGCAAGCUAAAGGAAGCCACGAAAAACUGUUUUUGAAACUGUCUCCGAUUUUUCAAAACAAACCAAAUGAAGCAGCAAAUGAAGCAAGCAAACCAAACCUCAGGGACGUCGAACCUCUGCCCUCUUGGUAGAUUCCACCCCGGGCUUGUCUUGUGUUUUAAAGAGGCGCUGUCUGUCUCUCUGCUUCCCUGGACUGAACUGCAUUGAGCUGUGACUCACUUUUUUUUUUUUUUUUUAUACAUGCUAUUUAUUUCAGACUGUUCGAGGAACAGGGGGGUCACGGAAGCCCUGACCUCUGCUCUCCGAGCAUACGGUUCACUCUGAAUCCAAAAGUUCGCUUCUGCCCUAAAAAUAUUAAAUUGACCGUCAACAUUAAACCUGGCUAUGGCAUAAAAAAGAGGGGACAGCCUUGUAACACUAAUAAAUAGGAUGCACCAAGAGAAACUCA